This is a messenger RNA of Oreochromis aureus, 746 nucleotides long. Its product is annotated as protein hairy-like. Gene Ontology annotation, molecular function: DNA-binding transcription factor activity, RNA polymerase II-specific; protein dimerization activity; RNA polymerase II cis-regulatory region sequence-specific DNA binding. The record is from RefSeq and is a predicted model, not a curated record. Gene Ontology annotation, cellular component: nucleus. The transcript has 2 exons. Lineage: Eukaryota; Metazoa; Chordata; Actinopteri; Cichliformes; Cichlidae. Bases 55 to 438 code for a protein of 127 amino acids. Gene Ontology annotation, biological process: regulation of neurogenesis; anterior/posterior pattern specification; regulation of transcription by RNA polymerase II.
CCAGCAGAGACCAGAUUCUCUCUACAGAGAUCUCCACAGCACAGAGAUCCAGGCAUGGCACCUAAAAUCCCUGCAGCACUUAACAGUUCUGAGGAGCAUCUGACUCUGACUCACAAGCUCAGAAAGCCUCUUGUGGAGAAGUUACGCAGAGAGCGAAUCAACUCCUGCAUUGAGCAGCUCAAGUCUCUCCUGGGUCCAGAGUUCCUCAAACAGCAGCCAGACUCCAAACUGGAGAAGGCAGACAUCCUGGAGAUGACUGUUUGCUUCCUGACACAGCUACAGCAGCAGAGAAACCUGUUGACGCACUGCAACAAGCUGCAGACUGCCUCUGAUGAGAAGCUGAAAGAGGCUGACUUCUCUCCUCUGAGCUCCACAGUCCAGAACAUGAUCACCAAAAACAAAUGUCCAAUCAACAGCGCCCUCUGGAGGCCAUGGUAGACACUACAAACUGGAGUUAAUACCAAGAAAAAAAGACCAUAUUGGUCAAACGUGACAGGACUGAAUUAUUUGAACUUUCUGUGUUCUUGUGUGUGUGCAAAACGACAUUUCCUGAGGAAAUGACAGCAAUAGAGCCUUUCGUGUUAAGGAAGAAAAGAUCUUGUCAUGCAUGUAGCAUGAAUGAAAUCUGAUUGCAUCAGCGAUUAUUAUCAAUGCCUAAUGUACGUGUUAUAGUAACAUAGUUGUAUAUAUAGUACUAUAGUUUUUGUCUGUUUUUUUUCUGUGCAAGUUGACAUUUCCUGAGGAAA